AUGAAUAUCCGUCGGAUUGAUAAGAGGUCAACCGUCGUGUUUGAUGUCGGGGCCACGGUUUUCGUGGUCAACUCCUCGUCCAUCGGCACAAACAUCGGCGACACCCUUCAGUCGGAUUAUCGACUUUGCAUGUUCCUUCGAUAUUCCCCAUUCAUCGAAGAAUUUUCUAUAUUUUUCAUAUAGUUUCCAACAGGAAACUUUUCGAAAAUCUCUUUGUAAUUCUCAAUUAUUGCCAAGCCAAGCCCAAAUUGAAGAUCUAGAAAAUUUAAUUGAAUUCACUAAGGAGAUAAGGUGCGUGCAGUUGUAAAAUUUUGAAUUGUGAUUAAAGCCCUUUUUGGUACUAUAGAUAGGGAUUCACGAUUUACGAAAAUACAUUUUUGCCAAGUUCAAAUAAAAUGGACCUUGAAAGGUUUUUUUCGAAAAAUGAGAAUUAUUUGAAGCUCCAAAACAAUCAUCUACCACUAUUUUAGUAGAUUUCAUAACUUCUGACCUUUUCAAUCCUCGAGUCAUCAACACAGUAAACUUUUUCAGGAAGUUUUUUGGAGUUCAGGAGAUUUUCAAACGUUCCGCAGCAGAAUUUUAUCAUAUUAACCUGAGAGGAUUUCUACAAAAAAAAAAAUAAAGUACUUUCCUUCAUUUAGUUCUUUGACUAUCGGAAAUAUUUUCCCAUAUUCCCUGUUAACUUUUAUCGAAAUUUCAUCUCCUAUUUCUUAUACUAAUUUAUGCGACAAUCCUUUGCCAACAUGUAGACAAGUCCACAAUUUACAGCUGCGCAAAGUCAGACAGAACGCUUCUUCGGCAGCUUAGUCCGUUUUUCACAGCUCAUCCUCCUCAGUUUUUUGUUCAGAACACGUCGCGUCGAGGCAGAAGUUCAAAAAGGGCGGGUGAAACCAGUCGGCUGAGGAGCACGUAGCGUCCGCUGCCAACGGCUCUCCUGCUUAUUUGAACACCUCUUCAGUUGAACCGCGAAGCAGCAGAACUCGCGGAUGUCCCUCCGGCGGUGCUGCCACUUCAUCCGAACCGCGAUGGCACCCAGCCAUUCUUCUCAGUUCUGCCCAGCUUCUUUGGUCGAUUCGGAGCUUUUUGUCUUGUCUGGUACCAUUUUAUGCCUAUUAGAAUUCAUUCACCUCUUUUAUUAUUUUUUGCUCUGCCGAAAGUUUCUUUAGGCUGCUCGGAACUAUGAAAAGAUCAUCUUUCCCAGGACAAUUUCCAAGUUUUAUCAAUAACUCUUCUAACUAAAGUUUUCAUUUAGUUCUGAAUCAAAAAUUCUAAUUAGAGCGCUGUAUUUGUUUAUUAAAAGGUUCUACAACUGAAUAAGUAUUAGAAAAUUGUUCAUUGGCGUACUUUCAAACUAGGUUUUUGCGCGUCGCUCUUUAUGCAUCACGCUUAAUCCGUACAAAACAUUUUAUCUCCCGUCAUUUUGUAUUUAUUCCGUGUAAAAUCUUCAUUCCGUGUAAAAUCUUCACUCGAAGUGGUCGCUCUCCUUCUGAGGCUUCCACCUAGAGCACGGUCUCCGGGCUCCAGCUCAACAUCCACUACAUUCUGAGCUCGUCAAGGCGCAACUGGAUGGACUACGCGCAGAAGGACAAGACGAAGGACCGUAAGAACAUGUUUUCAACUCUUUCGACUACACGUUUGGACUUCUAGCUCACCAAAGGCGGUUGUUCGUUAUAGCUUUUAAAGUUCUUGUUCACCGCCUAGUCGAUUACAUCGGACUAAAACAACAAAAUAAAUGAUUUGAUUUGAUUUGAUUUAAAUGUCCGUGUCUUUUUUGGUUCCCAUGAACGCUGACUUCUAGAUUUGCCUUCUUGAAAUAAUACCUUGUCUAUAACUAUUUUCUCUUCUAGUUAAAAAAUAGUCUUGUUCCAUUCAUUCAACUCGUACUACGACAUCAAUUUGAAAUUUUUUUCUUCUUAGUCGGUAGCUCUCCCCAUACAAAAGCGAUCUUUUGUUUCUGACUCAGCGACGUAAUCUAGUUGGUCGCGAAUUCCAGCGUGCGUGUGUGACUGUCGUUCGCGCCGUCGCGGAGCACGUUCGCCGACGGCUGUCCAACCUGUCCGAGGCGCUCCCUUGUGUACCUCUGUACUUCAGCCCUGUUUAUCAGCCGUUUCAUCACUCGCCUCUCACUCAUUACUCAUCUUAGCUUGUUCCUCAGGACCACACCUCUUUCACCUGUCUUUCUGAUCCCAUCCAUCCGUGUAAAUUGAAAUAAAUAGUCCUCUUCUGCUUUUCAUAUUUUGUUCUCAUUUUGUUAGCUUUUGCUUUUUUUUUAUUUCAACAGGCAAUGACAGAGGUGGAGGAUGGCUGCCCUCUGGCCGCCCUGCCUGCCAAGCCAUAAACGCCCAAAAGGCAGAAAUGACUUUUUCAAAAGUCAGCGUGGCGCGACGGUCAUUUUUAUGGCGAUAUCGCCCUAGCAUCUAGAAGCGCUUGUUUUGAGCGAUGUAUGAAACUUUUUUACAAAAACACAAAAACACGAAAAAAUGGUGGUAUGAAAAAAAGAUCAGCGAAAACUCGAACGGCGACUUUUCUGAUUUUUUCAUAUCGCUAGGGAGCUUUCCGACGAAGAACUUUCCGACUAAUCCUUUUCAACUUUUUUGCUAAAUAAACUCUUCGUUUUGAAUCCUCCCAUAUAAAGUAGGUAGUUGAUUCAUGAUUAAAACACAAAAAAGUGGACAAAGUGGCCGUCGGAAAGUUCCCUAGCGAUUUGAACAAAUCGGAAAAAGUCGCCGUUCGAAAAUUCACUGGUUUUUUUUUUCAUACCACCGGAAAAAUCCAGGUAGAGAACUGUAAGCCUUCCACUCUUAACGAGGUGGCCUGGCGUAAUAGGGGUUUUCAGUCAUUUGACUUUUUUGGAAACCAAAUGAAUCAAGAGAAAUACUUUUGCAUCAAUUUCAUAGCAUCUCAAAAUUUUUUGGUCCAAGUAGUUCUCUAGUGAGAUUGAAAAGGUAGCCUUUUGACCCGUUUCAGUGACAAUUCCCUGCUGAAAUAACUGUUACAGUAGAUUAAAAACGUUAACACGAAGUUGCGAAAAAAAAAACAAUUCAAAAAUUACAAAAUUGAUAAUGAUUAGUUCAGGGCGUUAUCGCCACGUACUUGACCUAAUUGCCAAAGACCACGUGAAUUAUUGGCUCAUUUCUAUCGUUUGGCUUUUUGGCUUGGCUUGGCCGCCAAUCCAAGGGCUGCCUUCCCAAUUCUCCACCUCUGGGCAAUGACACUGUAAAUGGAGCCUUUUUUUCCAAUUUUUCAGCGAAAAAAUCUCAGAACAAAAAAACACGUAAAAGUAAUGUUUAAAAAGUGCUUCUGGGGUCUCUUCUUUUUUGCUUUUUCCGCAGCUCUGUGAGAAACUGUUCAAAAAACGAUGAAAAACUCAGAAAAAAGGUUCGGAGUUCAGACAAAUGGCCGUAAUUGGAGCCUCACCGAUGGCUAGGCAAAGCGAAUUCGGCGUCGCCUGUGUUUUCGCACCGCUUAGCAUGGCUUCAUUUUGAUUUUUGUUUGAGUUUUAGCUCAAAUUUCGGUGA
This is a messenger RNA of Caenorhabditis auriculariae, 3518 nucleotides long. Lineage: Eukaryota; Metazoa; Nematoda; Chromadorea; Rhabditida; Rhabditidae. The record is from the annotation of a GenBank genome assembly.